Messenger RNA from Daphnia pulicaria, 1750 nucleotides. RefSeq names its product transcription factor GAGA-like. Gene Ontology annotation, biological process: regulation of transcription by RNA polymerase II. The record is from RefSeq and is a predicted model, not a curated record. Bases 204 to 1514 code for a protein of 436 amino acids. Gene Ontology annotation, cellular component: nucleus. Gene Ontology annotation, molecular function: protein binding. Lineage: Eukaryota; Metazoa; Arthropoda; Branchiopoda; Diplostraca; Daphniidae. The transcript is spliced from 6 exons.
UUCUGGAUGUAUUCAAAGUAAGCGUCUGCUACAUAAUGUUACAGACUGACAGAUGGAAAAUAAAAACUGUAGAUUUUAGCAGAUUUGUCCGGUUAAACUGAAACUGAAUAAAGAAGAACGAAACAUUACUUGAAAAGUUUUUAAGUUUCUUUAGGCUGUUCAAGAUUACUUAAAGAGAAGUUCGUUUUAAAAUUAACGGUACGAUGGACACCGACGACGAAUUCUGCUUGAAAUGGAACAAUCACCAUAGCACUUUCAUGACUGUGCUUCACAGUCUGUUGAAGAAAGAAAUAUUGGUUGAUGUAACUUUGGCUGCUGAAGGCCAAUUCAUUGAAGCACAUAAACUUGUGCUUAGUACCUGUUCAGAGUACUUCCAGGAUGCCUUGCAAAUUCAUGAUAAUAAGCAUGCUUAUAUUUUCUUGAAUAAUGUUGCUUUUGAUGACCUUAAAGCGCUGAUAGAAUACAUGUAUAUAGGAGAAGUCAAUGUGUCACAAGAACAACUUCCACGAUUUUUAGCUUCUGCCGAAGCUCUUAAGAUAAAAGGUUUGUCAGAGAAGGGUGAAACACCGUCUGAAAAUUUGGAGCAAUUCAUACCUAUUCAAGCCAGAGUUAAAAGUAUUUCUGGGAAAAUUGGGAAAAGUACUAACCGCCAGACAAACACUACUUUAGCAUCAGCUCCGAGACAAAUACGCCAAUCGUCGCAGCAGCAACUUAUACCUUCUAGCUCUAGUCACCCAAUAACAACACAUCCACAAGCUGGCCAAUCCAAUAAAAAUUAUCAAACCCCUUCGGAGUUCAUUCCCGAUAAUGAAGUGACCCCUGAGGUGAACUUUGUGUCCGUCAACUCCCAUGGUGAGGAGAUUGAUAUUGGUCAAAAUGAAGAAAAUGGACUAGGAACUUUGAGCAAAGUUUGGUCCUUAAAUGAGGACAACAAUGAAGGAGAUUGGGAAAAUACUGAGGUUAUUUUGGGUAGCAAUCCGGAAUGUCGUGGUACCCAAGAAGAACGUUAUGUCUCUCCUUCAGAAUCCGACAACACCGAAUAUCGACAGUACGCUGAACCCAACGUUACUCCUUCUACCGUUGGAGAUUUGAUGCCCUCUCCUUCAUCCUCAUCAUCCACUCAUGGCAAAAACAAAUGGGCCUCAACCUCGGGAGCUAACGCAAAUUAUUCUGGUCCUGUUAGAGGCAAGCCAAUCGGAAGUAACAACAGCGGCGGAGGGGAUACUUGGCGGAAAACAAUGGCGAAAAACAAACAAUUGGGUAAACCAGCGCGUUUCUCGUCGAGCGGUUUUCGCAAAGGCAACAACAGCGCGACAGUCGACUGCCUAUCGACCCUAACGUGUCCAAACUGCGGCCGUGGUUAUUCACAGAAAGGUUCACUCAACCGUCACCUUAAGUUCGAAUGUGGUAUUAUUCCUAAAUUCCCCUGUCAGCUCUGUCCGAUGCGCUUCCGACGAGCUUACAAACUCACCGAGCACCAUAAUCGCGUCCAUCUCGGAAAGUCGAAUGCAUAGGAGGAACCGGUCGCAUAAGAUUGCAACUUCAUCGCGAAACGAUUGACGGAACAAUACCCUUACUUACUAUGAACACUAGACUAAUUUAUCUCUUGCUAAUCAAAUAUUCGAAUAGUUUUAUUUAUCUUAUCAACACGGAAGGAUUUAGAACACGUUCCCCGAUAAAUUUGGUUACACAUUUACUCCCGAACAAUUUUCCCGACGCUAUACAUUUUUGUCUGAUUUAUUCCUUUUUA